GCCGUUAGUUGCUGACAAAAAAGGAGAAAAUUCUCUUUUUACAUUUUAUACACGGGACUGCUAGAUACAGCUACACUCUGGAUAAUAAAACCUUACAGUACCACAAACGGACCAUAACACAUCUAUUCAAUGACCGUGGUUUAACCACGGAAGUAUUUUGGAGGCGCACACGACAAUGGCAACAACAUGUGAGGUGGGAAACGAUGCUGUUGAUGAAAUAAAUGAUCCGGGCGCUGCUCCUUAUGGCAACUUCAUAAACUAUUACACAUUUAAUCCGCCGGAGAACCGCUUGAGUCUGAUUCCAGACACACUCCUCCAGGAUUUAGGAUACGGCGGCAGCACAACACUGAUGCUGGACGUGGGGUGUAAUUCAGGGGAUUUAAGUGUAGCCCUUUACAAACAUCUGGUGCAGCAGCCUGAGUGUGAAGAAGCAGCAGACUGCAAGAGGAAAGUUCAUCUCCUGGGCUUCGACUUGGAUGAGACCCUCAUUGAGCGGGCUCAACAGACCAACCCUCUGCCCAGCAGCAUCUCCUUCAUCCCUCUGGAUAUCACUGAAGACAGCAACCAGCUGCAGGAGUACCUCAACCAGCAUGGCUGCUCCCACUUCCACCUGUGUGUGUGCCUGGCUGUCACCAUGUGGGUCCACUUAAACCACGGAGACUCAGGUCUGCUGCAGCUGCUCUCUCGCCUGGCCUCCAUCAGUCAGCACCUCCUGCUGGAGGCACAGCCGUGGAAGUGCUACCGCUCUGCAGCCCGGCGACUCAGGAAGCUGGGACGCUCAGACUUUGACCACUUCAAGACCCUGAAGAUCCGUGGGGACAUGGCUGACCAUGCCAAGGAGCACCUGGAGAGACACUGUGACAUGGAGCUCAUCCAGAGCUUUGGCAGCACAGCUUGGGACCGUAAGCUGCUGCUUUUUAAAAGGAGAUGAGACUGAAGGACGCUGUAGAGAGUAUUCAUGUACAGGAGCUGCAGGGA
This is a messenger RNA of Thunnus maccoyii (southern bluefin tuna), 978 nucleotides long. RefSeq names its product pre-miRNA 5'-monophosphate methyltransferase. The coding region runs from base 176 to 931 and encodes 251 amino acids. Gene Ontology annotation, molecular function: RNA methyltransferase activity; O-methyltransferase activity. Lineage: Eukaryota; Metazoa; Chordata; Actinopteri; Scombriformes; Scombridae. Gene Ontology annotation, biological process: negative regulation of pre-miRNA processing; miRNA metabolic process. The record is from RefSeq and is a predicted model, not a curated record. The transcript is spliced from 2 exons. Gene Ontology annotation, cellular component: cytoplasm.